This is a messenger RNA of Brenthis ino (lesser marbled fritillary), 1917 nucleotides long. The record is from the annotation of a GenBank genome assembly. Lineage: Eukaryota; Metazoa; Arthropoda; Insecta; Lepidoptera; Nymphalidae.
AUGUCAGACAGUGAGGAAAAUUUACAUAGGCUCGAAGGCACUUCAUCUGAUGCUCCUUGUGGUUUAAUUAUUAAGAAAAAAGAUAAACCCCCUGAUUUUCAAUUUGCUAGACCUUCUUUAUUAGGUUUAGAUAAAUUAGCCGCUGCUAAAAGGAAGCAAAAUCGGUUAAUUUCUUUUCAAAACGAGGAUAAUGACGGAGAGGAAUCUGAUAGUAAACAAGAUUCUUCUGAUGGUAAAGGAAGAAAAUACAGAAAACAUAAUGAAGAAACACCUACUUAUACAGGAGGCUUAUCAGAACAAGCAAGGGAACGCAUGCUAGAAAGACUACAAAAAAAAGAAAAAGAAACAAGGGAGAAAGGUGUACAUUAUUCGACACAGGAAGAGAAAAAAUCUAGAUCUAAAGAAGAUGAUGAUAGUCAUUAUCACCGCUACGAUCGACGUGAUAGAGAUAGGCGCCGAGAUGAUGAUAGAAGAGAUAGAUAUAGAGAUAGAGAGAGAAGUGAUAGAAGUGAAAGAGAUAGGAGGAGAGACUCGGAGAGACGAGAUCGGGAUACAGACAGAGACAGCUCUCGUAGAAGUUAUUAUGAGCCAAGAUUUAAGGAUGAACCUAGAACUCCAAGUAUCAAAGCUCUCAAACCAACUGAUAAAACAGCAUGGGAUGAUGAUGACGACGAUCCUAAAGCUGUCCGUAAAUCUAGCUGGGACUUUCCCACACCAUUACCAAGGGAUACUGACAGAUAUAAAAAGCCUUCUAAAGACUAUAAAGGACGUCCAUAUGAUGACACUGUUAGAGCUACACCACAUAAAUGGGUGAGCUCUCGUCGAGGCUUAGAUGUCGAUGAUCCUGAAUGGCAAGAAGCUGAAAAGAAAUUGGACAGAGCUUGGUAUAAUAUGGGUGAAGGUGAAACAGACGAAUCUGACCCCUUCGCUGGAACAAGUGCAGAAUACAUAGCACGUAAAGAAGAACAGAUAGAAAAGCGUCGCAAUAGAAAAGUGUCAGCCGCGAGACAACAGAUAGAUAAGGAUAACGAGCUGUGGGAGAGAAACAGAAUGCUCACCAGCGGGGUGGUGCAUUCUAUCAAUGUUAAUAAUGAUUUGGAUGAGGAAAGCGUAGAUCGUGUUCAUCUGUUAGUACACAACAUCGUACCUCCUUUCUUAGACGGUAGGAUAGUCUUCACCAAACAACCAGAGCCUGUUAUACCAGUAAAGGAUCCCACAUCGGACAUGGCUUUAAAUGCUCGAAAAGGUUCGGCGCUGGUAAAAGCCUUUAGAGAACAGAAGGAGAGAAGGAAAGCGCAGAAGAAACACUGGAAGUUAGAGGGAACUAAAAUUGGCAACAUAAUGGGUAUCCAGAGGAAAGAAGAAGAAAUGGAGGACGGUCCCACAAAGACAGCUUACAAAUAUGCACAACAUAUGGAUAAAGACGAGAACCAGAAAGAACCGGAAUCUAAGUCGGAUUUCGUAAAGAAAAUGUCAAUUGGGGAACAAAGGCGGUUCUUGCCGGUGUUCGCGGUGAGAGAGGAGCUGAUGCAGGUCAUCAGAGAGAACAGUGUCGUUAUUAUUGUUGGCGAGACGGGCAGCGGCAAGACGACGCAGCUGACGCAGUACCUGCACGAGGAGGGCUACAGCCGGCGCGGCGUGGUGGGCUGCACGCAGCCGCGCCGCGUCGCCGCCAUGUCCGUCGCCAAGCGCGUCUCCGACGAGAUGCACGUCAAGCUGGGUGAAGAAGUAGGUUACGCGAUCCGUUUCGAGGACUGUACAUCUCCAGACACGAAGAUCAAGUAUAUGACGGACGGCAUACUGCUGCGCGAGGGGCUGCGCGAGCCCGACCUCGAGCAGUACUGCGCCAUCAUCAUGGACGAGGCCCACGAGAGGUCCCUCUCUACUGAUAUGCUGUUCGGGUUGCUGAGAGAGAGU